AUGAGCGUCUCCUGUCCUGGACUCCCAUCCAUGGCAAAGCUUGGCCUGUGGUGGCUCCUCCUGAUCCCAGCAGCACUGGGACAGCGAGACUUCCAUACCCAAGCUGAGGACCGCCUCUUCAGACAUCUCUUUGGGGGCUACAACCGCUGGGCAAGGCCAGUACCCAACACCUCAGAUGUGGUGAUCGUGCGCUUUGGCCUGUCCAUUGCCCAGCUCAUUGAUGUGGAUGAGAAGAACCAAAUGAUGACCACCAACGUCUGGCUAAAACAGGAGUGGAGCGACUACAAGCUGCGCUGGAAUCCGGCCGAUUUCGGCAACAUCACAUCCCUCCGGGUCCCUUCUGAGAUGAUCUGGAUCCCCGACAUUGUCCUCUACAACAAUGCAGAUGGGGAGUUUGUGGUGACCCACAUGACCAAGGCCCACCUCUUCUCCACGGGUACAGUGCACUGGGUGCCCCCCGCCAUCUACAAGAGCUCCUGCAGCAUCGAUGUCACCUUCUUCCCCUUCGAUCAGCAAAACUGCAAGAUGAAGUUUGGCUCCUGGAGCUACGACAAGGCCAAGAUCGACUUGGAGCAGAUGGAGCAGACAGUGGACCUGAAGGACUACUGGGAGAGUGGUGAGUGGGCCAUCAUCAAUGCAACAGGUAGCUACAACAGCAAGAAGUAUGACUGCUGUGCUGAGAUCUACCCCGAUGUCACUUACUACUUUGUCAUCCGGCGGCUGCCCCUCUUCUACACCAUCAACCUCAUCAUCCCCUGCCUGCUCAUCUCCUGCCUCACUGUGCUCGUCUUCUACCUCCCCUCGGACUGCGGCGAGAAGAUCACCCUUUGUAUCUCUGUGCUGCUCUCACUCACUGUCUUCCUCCUGCUCAUCACCGAGAUCAUCCCUUCCACCUCCCUGGUCAUUCCACUGAUUGGCGAAUAUCUGCUCUUCACCAUGAUCUUCGUCACCCUUUCUAUCAUCAUCACUGUCUUUGUGCUCAAUGUCCACCACCGAUCCCCCAGCACCCACAAUAUGCCCCACUGGGUGCAGGUGACCUUCCUGGGCUGUGUGCCCAGGUGGCUUCUGAUGAACCGGCCCCUGCCACCCUUGGAGCUCCGUGACCCCUCAGGCCUGAAGCUCAACCCCUCUUAUCACUGGCUGGAGACCAAUGUGGAUGCAGAGGAGAGAGAGGAGGAAGAGGAGGAUGAAGACAAAUGGGUGUGUGCAGGUCUUUCACCCCCCUUGAUGGGUGCCCUCUACAGCCACGAUGGCCUGCAUCCAGGGGCCUCAGGUCCUAAGGCUGAGGCCCAGGUGCAGAAGAGUGGGCUCCUGCUGUCACCUAGCAUACAGAAGGCACUGGAAGGCGUGCACUAUAUUGCUGAUCACCUGAGGUCUGAGGAUGCUGACUUUUCGGUAAAGGAAGACUGGAAGUAUGUUGCCAUGGUAAUCGACAGGAUAUUCCUCUGGUUGUUUAUCAUCAUCUGCUUCCUGGGGACCAUUGGACUCUUUCUUCCUCCAUUCCUGGCUGGAAUGAUCUGAUAUCACAUCCCUUGCCUUGACUCAAAGGGGUCAUUGCUGACCAUCUUAACUGCUUCUGCCUCUAGAGUUUUGGGGUUAGCAUUAUCAGACUGCAGGUGCCUCUCUCUGAAGUCCCUAAACUGGC
This is a messenger RNA of Trichechus manatus latirostris (Florida manatee), 1645 nucleotides long. It is a transcript of the gene CHRNA2, whose product is annotated as cholinergic receptor nicotinic alpha 2 subunit. The transcript is spliced from 6 exons. The record is from RefSeq and is a predicted model, not a curated record. Bases 1 to 1521 code for a protein of 506 amino acids. NCBI's taxonomy places the organism in Eukaryota, Metazoa, Chordata, Mammalia, Sirenia, Trichechidae. Gene Ontology annotation, cellular component: synapse; postsynaptic membrane; plasma membrane. Gene Ontology annotation, molecular function: acetylcholine receptor activity; acetylcholine-gated monoatomic cation-selective channel activity. Gene Ontology annotation, biological process: nervous system process; regulation of membrane potential; response to nicotine.